GUGCUUGUUGCUGGGCGACGGCGGCGGCAGUGGCGGCGGCUGCCGUGAGAAACCGCCGGGGCCCGAGCUGAACAGAUUAAUUUGAAGCGGAGCGUGGAAAGGGGAAGCACUGUUCCUGUUGUCUUCCAGGGGACAGAUUCUGAUUGGACUAUGGAGCCGUUGUCACCUCCAGACCCGCAGUUUCCUUCAGAAAAUCGCUCAUCUGUGCCACAGAAAAAAUGCCAUGUCCUAGUGGGUGUGACUGGGAGUGUGGCAGCCCUAAAACUGCCUCUCCUCAUCUCUCAAUUGCUGGAAAUCCCGGGGCUUGAAGUGCAGGUGGUCACUACUGAGAGAGCAAAGCAUUUCUACAAUGCCCAGGAGAUUCCUGUUGCCCUCUACAGUGAUGCAGAUGAAUGGCAGCUGUGGAGGGGCCGCUCAGACCCGGUCCUGCACAUCGACCUCAGGCGGUGGGCUGACCUCAUGUUGGUGGCCCCUCUUGAUGCAAACACUCUAGCAAAGCUAGCAAAUGGUAUCUGUGACAACCUGCUGACCUGUGUAAUCCGCGCUUGGGAUCUGAGCAAACCUCUGCUCUUCUGCCCAGCUAUGAACACAGCCAUGUGGGAACAUCCCAUCACAGCUCAGCAGGUGGAGCAGCUGAAGGGCUUUGGCUACACAGAGAUCCCCUGUGUGGUGAAGAAGCUAGUGUGUGGAGAUGAAGGUCGAGGUGCCAUGGCAGAAGUGGGAACCAUUGUGGAGGAGGUGAAAAGGAUCCUUGCAGAACGGGUAUUGCCAAAACAGAGCUGAUUGCUUGGCAUGCAAAUUAUAUUUGUUUCCCUCACCCUGAUGGUUUGAAGAUGAAACCAACAGGAAGCUGAGUUGAGAUGGCAAGCAUCCCUCUAGCAUGCUCUUCAACCAGAGGAGAGACGGUUGUGUUCCAGCUGGUGCAGAAGUGAAAUGUGGUUCAUCAUUGCAGACUUCCAGAAAAUGAUGCCAAGAGCACGUAUCUCUAGUGUGGGAAAACUUUGCGGUAUCUUACAGAGAGGGAGUGAUGUUCCACUAGGCUAGUCAACCCCACGUAUUUCAUGUGCAAUCCCUUCGUAGGAGGCUGCAGAAGGAUUUACCAGUGUCUUCCAAAUCCAGCAGUUCCCCCAAGGGGAGCUAGAGAGGAGAUGGGGUAAAAGUGCUGCUGAUGGAAAUAUUAGCCUCUUCCAGCUCAUCAGCAAAGAGAUGGUGAAAGAUCCCUAGUCUUCAAAGCAUGGUCUGUAGCUGUGCUUGCUUCACCUUUCCAGCAGGAGUCACUAUCCAAAAAGCAUUUUCUCUCUGGAAACUGAAUAAAAGAGAGCUUUUAAUUCUGCUGCUGAAGAAUUGCCUCUUGUAGCUGUUUUAGGGAUGUUUGUGCUUAACAUCAUAGCUAAAUAUUGUGUCUGUGUGCCGUUUUUAUCAGCUAUGGGAAAAAAAAUUUUGACUAAAAGAAGCUGUCUGGUCCCUGAAAUAGCCUUUGCCCUCUUGUAUCUGUGGACUAGAUAAGGAUGCAGACAUCAACUGUGAAC
Molecule: messenger RNA, 1529 nt
Organism: Rhea pennata
Lineage: Eukaryota; Metazoa; Chordata; Aves; Rheiformes; Rheidae
Gene: PPCDC
Product: phosphopantothenoylcysteine decarboxylase
Exons: 7
Coding region: 151-783 (210 amino acids)
Biological process (GO): coenzyme A biosynthetic process
Cellular component (GO): phosphopantothenoylcysteine decarboxylase complex
Molecular function (GO): phosphopantothenoylcysteine decarboxylase activity; FMN binding
Source: RefSeq, a predicted model, not a curated record